Molecule: messenger RNA, 219 nt
Organism: Prunus armeniaca (apricot)
Lineage: Eukaryota; Viridiplantae; Streptophyta; Magnoliopsida; Rosales; Rosaceae
Source: the annotation of a GenBank genome assembly
AUGUCACAAGGCGAUAUGACUAGGCACGAGGGCGCCGGAGGCACCACAAAGCUCUCAUGUCGCAAGGCAAUGUGGCUAGGCACGUGGGUGCUGAAGACAUCUCUCGCGCUGGUUGAUGGCUGGGUGCCGAAGGCACAGCUCAUGCCAAAUGAUGGCUGGGUGCCGAAGGCAUCGCUCAAGCCAUAUGAUGAAGAUUGUAUGGGUGCCGAAAGGCACUGA